AUGCGAUGUCAUGGAAAAAUGAAUUUAUAUAUUGAAGAAAAUGUUGUUCUUAAACGUUUGCUUGAAUCAACAACAACUGAAAUCAAACCACCUAGUCGAUCAUCUGUGGAUCAAUCACAAUUACCAACAUCCAUCGAAUGUUUUAUUUAUUCAAAUUUUACAAAUUCAAGUGAAUGCAAACCAGCACGUCGAAAAACAACAACAGAAAAAGAAAAUUGCUCAUUUUAUACAACAUUCAUUAACAUUGAUCCAAACAAUUUAUUAACAAAAAUAGUAUGUUCAUAUUAUGAAAAUUCUCCACAAUCAAUUGAAAAAUGGAGAUUUAUUGAUGGAAGAAUUCAUUUAUUAAAUGAUCGUGUUAGUUAUUUAGAUUAUGUGUCCUACGUUUGUAAAACGACAAACAAUUGUAAUUCAUUAGAAAAUAUUAAAAAUAUACAAAGCACAUAUAAAAUUGAAUUUAAUUUUGAUAAAUUUUUAGGACCUAUCGGUAUUGGAAAUAGUAAUAUAUACUAUUCGAAAUAUAUAAUUUAUUUUGUAAUGGCUUGUCGCUUAAUCUAUUAUUUGUAA
This is a messenger RNA of Rotaria sp. Silwood1, 567 nucleotides long. Lineage: Eukaryota; Metazoa; Rotifera; Eurotatoria; Philodinida; Philodinidae. The record is from the annotation of a GenBank genome assembly.